Molecule: messenger RNA, 1104 nt
Organism: Prunus avium (sweet cherry)
Lineage: Eukaryota; Viridiplantae; Streptophyta; Magnoliopsida; Rosales; Rosaceae
Product: ras-related protein Rab7
Cellular component (GO): vacuolar membrane
Molecular function (GO): GTP binding; GTPase activity
Source: RefSeq, a predicted model, not a curated record
AGUCAGAAACAGUGCAAUUUUGUCCAGGUUGUCACUAUUCGGUUAGCUCUGCUCCCAUCCCAACAACACCAAUACCAGCUCAAGAAUAUCCUCUCUCUCCUCUCUCUCUCUCUCUCUGAAAUUUUCAAACACCAAAUUCAAAGUUCGAAAAAUUUCCCUUUGUUUUUCUGGUCGCGCAAGCAAACCCUGAUUUGAAUUCUCCACGCCUUUGAUCCAUGGCUUCUCGUAGGCGCAUGCUUCUGAAGGUCAUUAUCCUCGGCGACAGCGGGGUGGGGAAGACAUCGCUGAUGAAUCAGUAUGUGAAUCGUAAGUUUAGUAAUCAGUACAAGGCCACAAUUGGAGCCGAUUUUCUGACCAAGGAAGUUCAGUUUGAAGAUAGGUUGUUCACGUUGCAGAUUUGGGAUACUGCUGGGCAAGAGAGGUUUCAAAGUCUUGGUGUGGCUUUCUAUCGUGGUGCAGAUUGCUGUGUUCUUGUGUACGAUGUGAAUGUCAUGAAAUCAUUUGAAAAUCUUAACAACUGGAGGGAAGAAUUUCUGAUUCAGGCCAGUCCAUCAGACCCUGAAAACUUUCCAUUUGUUGUGUUGGGGAACAAGAUUGAUGUUGAUGGUGGAAAUAGUCGAGUGGUUUCUGAAAAGAAAGCAAAGGCCUGGUGUGCUUCCAAGGGAAACAUACCAUACUUUGAGACCUCUGCAAAAGAGGGCUUUAAUGUGGAUGAUGCCUUCCAGUGUAUAGCCAAAAAUGCACUGAAGAAUGAACCUGAAGAAGAAAUAUACCUUCCUGACACAAUUGAUGUUGCUGGUGGAGGGAGGCAGCAAAGAUCUACUGGCUGUGAAUGUUAAAAGAGUUGUUGAAUGGGGCUUAUUCUGUGGAUGGCAGAAAGCAAUUAUCGUCAACGAUAUUUGGUGAUUAAGACUCAGUAAUUUUAAAAGUUGAUAAUGUAGGCAAGGUUACAAAAUUUAUAUUUGUAUUAUAAGUGGAUGGGAAGAGUCAUUUGUUUACUUUGUAUUGUUUCUGUUUAUAUUUGAUGGUUGUAUUUCCCCUUCCAUUUGUUUCUUUUGGAAAGAUAAUGGUUAUUUUCAUUUACUAUAGCUCCUUCAAACUCAA